AUUUGUCGAAAGGAGCUGAACUGAGAGGCAAGUUGUAACUAAUUGACGUUGUUGUGACUGCGGUGUUCAGGAGAGAAACCUGCAAUGACUGGGCACUGACUGUAAGCAGCCUCUGUCUGUCUCAUCCAGUUCUGACGAAGAACACACAGGGAGAAACUGCUUCCCCUGGCAGGAGGGUUGGCUGAACACCAGGUGAAGGGCCGAGUGAGAGGAAUAAAAGUUGAAGCGUUCGGGAGACGGGAACAUGAAUGAUUCCACCUCUGGCCCUCCGAGCAAAGGCUGCACAUACCAAGAGAAGUUCAAGAACAUUCUACUGCCUGUCACGUACACGGUGGUGCUGGUCCUUGGCCUGAUCCUAAACCUGACAGUCAUCAUUCAGAUCCGGCUCUCCCCGAAGCCUCUGACCAGGAAUGCCAUUUACAUGGUCAACUUGGCCAUGGCGGACAUCCUGUACGUCUGCUCCCUGCCGCUCCUGAUCUACAACUACAUUCACAUGGACUACUGGCCCUUCGGUGAGAUGCUGUGCAAGGCCACCCGCUUCCUCUUCUACGCCAACCUUCAUGGGAGCAUUCUCUUCCUCACCUGCAUCAGCUUGCAACGGUACAUUGGCAUCUGCCACCCGCUGAGUACCUGGCACAAGAAACGGGGCCCCAAGUUUGCAUGGGCAGUCUGCGGCCUGGUUUGGACCUUUGUGUUGGCAGAGUGUGCUCCCAUCUGGAAAUUUGCUUCCACCGGGAUCCAGCGCAACAGGACCGUGUGUUACGACCUGAGCAGCCCUGAACAGUCCCUUUAUUACUUCCCGUACGGCAUCGCCCUGACGGUGGUGGGCUUUGCCUUCCCAUUUGCUGGACUGUUGGCGUGCUACUGCGCCAUGGCGAUGGAGCUGUCUAAACCUAACCAGGCACUGGGCCACGCCAUCCAGCGCAAAAAGAGCAAGGCCCUACGGAUGAUUGUCAUCGUGGCCGUGGUCUUUAUCAUUAGCUUCUUGCCCUUCCACCUGACCAAGACUGCCUAUCUCAUCGUCCGCGCUCAGAGCUCCAUUGCCUGCUUAACGCUUCAAGGCUUCGCCCGGGCCUACAAGGCCACGAGACCCCUGGCGAGCAUGAACAGCGUCAUGGACCCCAUCCUCUUCUACUUCACCCACGAGAAGCUGAGGCAGAGCACGCGAUUGCUGCUGCAGAGGGUCAACACCAACCUGAAGGCGAGGGUAUGCAGGAGUGUCGAGACCUGACCUUGCUCACCUUCACCCAGCUACGUCAGCCAGCUUGGGUGGAGGCUUGCACAGGGUAGUCUGAAUGCACUGGACCAAGUGAUGGCCUCCCACCUGACUGCAUGGCAUGAUUCAGGGGGAUGGGGUGGGGUUGACAUGGACGGCGGGUGGCCUGCAUGAGCCGUGUUUGUGAAUCUGGAGAACAAGCAACAUCUGACACAGCGUGUCAGCACCCGAGGCUGGAAUGCUGGAGUUAGAGUGAUGGCCAAGGAUAAGCAACUGCAUUGAUAAUGCACUGACGCACAUGCUUUAACCCAACCAAAAUUGCAUCCCUCAUUUCCAAAAAACUAAAAUACAAAGACUGCUUUAACAAGGGGGGAUUGCAAGUAUUUGAUUGCAAGAAUUGAUUCAUUUCUAAGCAUGGACUUCGGAGUUCAGAGUCAUCCCAAUUCUGAGCCUUUUGAUUUUUGGGUAUCUUUGACAGUGUUGCCAAUCUUUCAUCUCUUCACUUAAAGUAUGGUAACUUCUUGGGUUACGUAUCAGAGAUAUCACCACUGUUUACUAUCUCCAUCACUUUAGACUCUACCUCAGCUCAUCUGCUACUGAAACCUGAGAUCAUGCAUUUGCUGCAUUUGGACUUGACCAUUUCAGUGCACUCCUGGUUGGUCUCAUAGACUCUACCCUCUGUAACCCGGAGACCAUCCAAACCUCUACCUGAGUCCUAAGUCACAGCAAUUCCCUUUCCCCUGUCCUCCUUACAUGUGCCAACUGACAUUGACUUGAAGUCAAUGAACAUUUUGAUUUUGAAAUUCUUGUUUUCAGGCCUCUCUGUAGUCUCACUCAGUUUCAUAUCCGUCUGGGUACUCUGUGUAGUUCUGAUCACUGCACUAUAGUAGGAUGUGAUUGCACUGGAGGGUUUGCAGAAGAUAUUCACCAAGAUGCAGCCUGCGAUGGAGCAUUUAACCUGGGAUGAGAAAGACUCAAUAAGCUUGGGAUGUUUUCUUUGGAAGAGGAGUUUGAGGGGCAUCCUGAUUGAGGUGUGUAAGAUUAUGAGGGGCAUGGACAGGGCAGAUGAGAAGCAAUAAAGCAAAACUUGCUGGAGGAACUCAGCAGGUCUUGCAGCACCUGUAAAGACAGAAAGCAGAAUUAACGUUUCGAAUCUGGUGCCCCUUCUUCAGAACUGUUGGUACAGAAAGCAACUGCUCCCUUUAGUUGAAAGAUCGAUAAAUAAUUUUGUGGCGAAGGGCAAGAGGUUUAGAGGGUAUUUGAGGAAAUGUUUCCUCAUCCAGAGGGUGGUGGGCAUCAGGAAUGCACUACCUGGGAGGGUAGCUGGGGACAGUAACCACAGAGCUUUUAAAAAAGUGCAUGGAUGAGCACUUGAAAUGCCAUAAGUGUGGGAAAGUGAGACCAGUAAUAGGUUGAAUGUUGCUUUGUUAGUGCAGACUCGUAUGAUUCUAUGUUCUCUGCACUCCUCCAGUUCUGCCCUUUUAAAGCAUCCCUGAUUUUAAUCACUCUAUCAUGAAGGAUCAGAGCCUCAGUUGCUUAGGUCCCAAGCUCUGUCAGUUCCACCACCAAUCUACUGCUUGUCAGCCUCCCUUUUUAUCCUUGUAACCGUGAUGUGGAGGUGCUGGUGUUGGACUGGGCUGGACAAAUUCUGAAGUCACAUGAACCCAUGUUAUAAUCCAACAGGUUUAUUUGAAAUCACAAGCUUUCGGAGCACUGCCCCUUCAUGAGGUGAAGAUGUCAUCUGAUGAAGCAGCGGUGCUUUGAAAACCUGUGAUUUCAAAUAAACAUGUUGGACUAUAACCUGGAGUCAUGUGAUUUUGAACUUUAUUCUUGUAAAACACUGCUAUAAGAUUCCAACUCCUUUAAGCUAACCUUGAAUCACCUGACCUAACAUCUCCUACAGUAGCUCUGUGUUAUAUUUGGCAAACAAACACUCCUGUGAAACUAUUUGGGAUCUUUUCAUUGCGUUAAAGUUACCAGAUUAAUAUAAUUUGUUGGAAAAUUUACAGAUACUUUAAAUAUCAAUGUGAAUUCAGCUGCCAAGUUUGCAGAUGCC
This is a messenger RNA of Hemiscyllium ocellatum (epaulette shark), 3272 nucleotides long. RefSeq names its product P2Y purinoceptor 3. Bases 245 to 1231 code for a protein of 328 amino acids. Lineage: Eukaryota; Metazoa; Chordata; Chondrichthyes; Orectolobiformes; Hemiscylliidae. Gene Ontology annotation, molecular function: G protein-coupled ADP receptor activity; G protein-coupled UDP receptor activity; G protein-coupled UTP receptor activity. Gene Ontology annotation, cellular component: plasma membrane. Gene Ontology annotation, biological process: cellular response to pyrimidine ribonucleotide; phospholipase C-activating G protein-coupled receptor signaling pathway. The transcript is spliced from 2 exons. The record is from RefSeq and is a predicted model, not a curated record.